AUGUCGCAACAAAAAAUCAAAGAUAUUGAUGAUAAUGAUAGUGAAAGUGUGACAAACAAUAAUAAUAAUAAUAAUAAUCAAGAAAUUGUUUGGUCAAUGAUUAUAAUCAUAUYAAUUAUCCUAAUAUCUGGACUGUACGGCCUGUCWAUGCUAUUGUAUGCCAAAUAUCAGACCAUUUUGUGGGGCUAUUGUUACGGUUUGUUUGCCACGUUUGGCAUACUGUGCGGUGCCCAUCGACUCUGGUCGCACCGWAGCUAYCGGGCACACCCGACGCUACGYUGGCUUCUGAUGUUUGGCGAGACAGCCGCCGCCCUACACGACAUACACGACUGGUGUCUGAUUCAUCGUUUGCAYCACAAGUUUACCGAUACUGAUGGCGAUCCGCAUAACUCGAAACGUGGUUUUUUCUACGCCCAUAUGGGCUGGUUUCUGSUUACAGAGCACCGGCWGGUCAAGAAAAAGAUUGAAACCAUCGACAUGACUGACCUGCUCAACGAUCCARUAGUACAGUUUCAAACUAAAUACUAUACACCGUUAACAYUAAUAAUUUGGGGAAUYAUACCAACUAUUAUACCCAUGUUUUUCUGGUCAGAGUCGCUGAUGAAUGCUUUUUGCAUAAAUAUGGCCCGACAUAUAGUAACAUUUAAUCAGAUAGUGCUUAUCAACUCGUGGGCUCAUACCUACGGYUCAAAACCUUACGACAAGAAUAUAGAGCCGCGUGAAAAUCGWUCAGUCAAUUACCUGACCUAUGGUGAGGGCUAUCAUAACUAUCACCAUACCUUUCCAUAUGACUACUCGGCCAGUGAAUUGGGCUGGAAAUCUAAUUUCAAUUUGAAUACCGGUUUCAUUGAUCUGUGCGCCUAUUUAGGACUGGCCUAYGAUCUGAAACAGGCRUCCAAURAUGCCAUUGCUAAUCGUAAACAAAGAACCGGUGAUGAACUGAUUGGAGGAAAUGAYAAACUAAUUAUACAAAAGUAUGAUUAUAGCAAUCUAUACGACAAUUUUGUUGGCAUAAUUGUUGCUACCUGGCCACUGUGGUCAACAUUUAUAAUWAGAUCUAUUGUUAUGUGA
Oppia nitens is the source of this 1071-nucleotide messenger RNA. Its product is annotated as stearoyl-CoA desaturase 5-like. The transcript is spliced from 3 exons. NCBI's taxonomy places the organism in Eukaryota, Metazoa, Arthropoda, Arachnida, Sarcoptiformes, Oppiidae. Gene Ontology annotation, biological process: unsaturated fatty acid biosynthetic process. Bases 1 to 1071 code for a protein of 356 amino acids. The record is from RefSeq and is a predicted model, not a curated record. Gene Ontology annotation, molecular function: stearoyl-CoA 9-desaturase activity; iron ion binding. Gene Ontology annotation, cellular component: endoplasmic reticulum membrane.